AUGGAGGAUAAGUGUAAAUUACAUUAGAAAGAUAUCACUCAUAUGUAUAUUUAUAUAUAUAAGAGAUAGUUGUAUACAUCCAGAUUGUUUUAAAUAUAAAAGAUUAUGUAGUGAUUGUAUAGUGAAUCAUGAAAGCAGACAUAAGAAAAAUUAAAUAUAUUCAAAUAAGCAGUUUACAAUAACAAUAUAGGAAUGUAAAUAAUAGGUAGAGAAGAAUUUGAAUACUGUUAAGGAAGAAUUGGAAUUAGCAGAAAAUAGAGCAGCAAAUGCAUUAAUAACAUCAGUUAAUAGCAAUAUUGAUGAAAUCAUUUUAGAAAUAGAAUCAAUAAGAUAAUAGAUUCAUAAAUUAUUUGAUAAAUAUAUCCAAGGAUUAAGAGAUAAAUUUGAAUAUAAAGUAAAAUAGAGUAUUCAUGCUUUAUAUGAUUAAAUUCAAGGUUAAUUAACAUAGGUUAGACAAUUUUAAAAUGAUAUCAAUUCAAUUGAUACUUAAAAAAAAGUAAUGUCAACAGAUUUAGAUUAUUAAGUGUAAUAUUAAAAGAAUAGAUUGGAAUCACUUAUAUAUUAAAGAGCUAAUUAAAAGUUUUAUGGUAGAAUAGAUGAUGAUGUAGCCUUACAUUUUAUUGGAGUGAUUUAGAAAGAAUUAGAAUAAUUAGUUAUAUAUGAAAAAAAUAAAUUAAGUUCAUAAAUAGAGAGUCUUAAUUAAAGAACUAUAUAGGCAUAAUAAACUAAAUAGAAAUCUAUAAAGAAUUUCUAAAAGUUUUUAAGUUAUGCUCCUGAAAAAUUAGAUGAAAUGAAAAAUACAAUGUAAGGUACUUAAGAAUAUUCAUUUUAUCGAUCAUGGUUACAUUAUUUUGAACCUGGAACUAAAUUUUUGUAUUAUUUAGAUUUAAAACAAUAAAAUCCAUAAAUAACAAAAGUUGAACUUGAAAUCAAUUUUCUUAUAUCUUAAGGUAGUAGAUCUAUUUUGGCUUCAGAUGGUUAAAUAUAUUAUUUUUCAGGAUAUGAUAAUGGUUAAAAUGAUGAUGAAAAUAAAACUAUAUAUUAAUAUGAUCAUCCAUAAUUAACAUUCAUUAAAAAGACAAGAAUGUAUACUCUAAGAAAGAAUUUUUCAUUAUCUUGUACAGUAGAUAAAGAUAUAUUUAUUAUUGGAGGUUAAAAUUAUAAAGAAGGUUGUUUAGCUAAAUGUGAAAAAUACAAUAUAAAUACUAAUCAAAUUACAUUAAUUAAGUAUAAUUUAAUUUAUAAUUAUUAGUCAUUUAACAGAAUUAUCAACUUUACAUUCAUCAUGUACAUAUAAUAAUAAAUUAAUUGUUAAAUUUGGUGGUUUAAUUGCUAAUACUGAAGGAGAAGAUUUAAAAAAAUAAUGUUCAGGCUUAUUAGAAUUAUAUUUUAUUGAAUAAGAUUGUUGGGAAAGAGUAGAAAACACUACUAAUCAUACAUAAUAUCCAUUACAUACUAUUUUAUCUACAUCUAUUUAAAUUCUUAAUUCUAAUAUGAUAUAUAUAUUUGGUGGUUAAAUACUAUAAAAAUAAUCAUUUUAAACUGUUAAUCAAGGAUUUAUGAUUCAAAUUGAAGAAGAAGAAGAAUUUGAUUAAGAUUAGAUAAGUAUUUUAAUAUAUUAUUACUUUAGAAUUCUAACCAAAAUUAUAUUAUUAAUUAUAACAUCCAAUACCAUAAUAAGCACAUUUUUUAACACAACCCAUUUACUAUUCUAACAAAAUAAUGUGUCUAUUGAAAGAUGGUUAAAUUAUUAGAUCUUGUUAUGAAAAGAAUAAAUGGAAACCAUUUUGA
Paramecium pentaurelia is the source of this 1791-nucleotide messenger RNA. NCBI's taxonomy places the organism in Eukaryota, Ciliophora, Oligohymenophorea, Peniculida, Parameciidae. The record is from the annotation of a GenBank genome assembly.